Sclerotinia trifoliorum is the source of this 4208-nucleotide messenger RNA. Lineage: Eukaryota; Fungi; Ascomycota; Leotiomycetes; Helotiales; Sclerotiniaceae. The record is from the annotation of a GenBank genome assembly.
AGAAUGAUUAAGGUUACCCUAUUGGAAAAAAAGAUAAGGCAUCAAAGAAUGGGAGCAGAAGCGUCAUAUGGUACAGUAACAUGCUGGAAAUGCUGGAAAAUAAGCGUUGUAAGCCUAAAAGUUGUGGCGCUAAACCAAAUUAAAAACGUUCAAACGCGACAUUCAUUCGUUCUCGCGAUACGUCAACAUUAACCACAACCUCAAUCAAGCGCGCCCUAGUACCUCGAAUCAUUCUUUACACUUCAAUUAAAUGCGCAAUUGAUGCGCUGAUGAGUACUCAACGAUUGCCACUCAUGGAGAUCGAAAAUGACGUGUCAAGCAUGCCCGUCGCAGGUGGUAGGAGGAAAUCAGGACGCGCCGUGAAAGCACCUGAGAAGUUCGUUCCUGAUCUACCAUCGUCUGCCGUUCGAUCCACAAAUGCCAAAAGGAAGAGAUCUGAUGAGGAAGGAGAAGAUGACGCGUCAGAGGAAGAAGAGGUAGAACCAGAAGAAGAGGAUGAGGAUGACGAAUUAGAGGAAGAAAGUGCGGGGGAAGAAGAGUUAAAAGAAGCUCGCAGGAAAGCCAGGACUUCGAAGAAACCGGCAGCAAAGAAACCCAAAAUCAACGGUACAGUGCCGCAUGCUAGAGCGCCUGCUGUCAGAUUACCAAAUCGACCCAAGGCAGCAAAGAAAGUCGUUAUAGCAGAUGAUACUACUGAAGGACUUUAUGGUAUGCGCCAUGAGCAAUUCUGGUUCCAUUUCUACCUUGUACUGACUUGUUUAACAGCCGAUGUUUAUACGAGCGGACAAUCAUCCGACGAGGUGGUUUCUAAGUUCCUGGAAAAAUACGCACAGAAUGGCCCUGGGGCUGUGGCAGAAUUGAUAAAUUUUGUCUUGAAGAGUGCUGGCUGUGACCUUCAAGUCACUGAGGACGAUGUUAAUGAUUCAGAUAAUGUUAACGGGAAAAUUUCAGACCUUCAGGAAGAACACCAAACAGUAGGCUUUGGCGUAUUUAUUAAAAUCAAUCGUGCUAAUCUAUUUUUCAGCAAAACAUAUCUGACUACCCAUUAAUCUCACGAGCGAAGAACAGUCAUGCCUUUCGAGCGUCUUUCCUCGAUUUCUUCGACUCCUUAAACAGAACAAUGGAUGCAUCUGGAGCACUUUACGAUGAGGAUGAACCAUUAAUGGAAAGCAUAUUUCAUUGGAUGGCUUCUAUGUCAUCCUCGAAUCUACGACCUUUUAGACAUACUGCGACUGCCGUUGCUUUGACUAUCGCAACUUCUACAUGUCAAAUUGCGAAAGAACAGAUAGAAAUUGCCGCGAAAACCUUACGUCAGCUUGAGGGAGAAAAGAAAAACAAACGACCCAACAAAGGUAGACUUGCAGAUUUCGAGAAGAAGGUCCGAGACGGGGAAGGAAAGAAAGAAAUUUUAGAAGAGAGACUCAAGGAUAUCUUUGAUACAAUUUGGGUGCAUAGGUAUCGAGAUGUUGACCCGAAGAUUAGGAUUGAAUGUAUUGAAGCGCUAGGCUUAUGGAUUCAUACUUUACCUAGUUAUUGGUUUGAUGGGCAAUACCUACGAUACCUGGGAUGGAUGCUUACAGAUGCUGCAUCAAGCAUGCGACUCGAAGUGGUCAAGCAGCUGAUAAGAAUUAUGAAGAACCCCUCCAAUAUCCCAAGAUUAGGUACAUUUAUCGAAAGAUUCAGGCCACGUAUUAUUGAGAUCGCCACAAGAGAUUCGGAUGCUGCUGUUAGGUCGAAUGCAGUUGAUCUGGUUGAUAUACUUCGAAAGGGAGGAAUGCUUGAACCAGAUGACAUUGAUGUUAUCGGGAAGCUCAUUUUCGACUCGGAACCCAGAGUACGCAAAGCCGUGGUUGCAUUUUUUGUUGAGAACGUCAAGGACGUUUUCGAGGAAAAGAUUGAGGAAUUGGGAGGAGAAGAUGCCUUGGAAGAGAUUCUGACAGUUGAUGAUGAUGAUUACGAUUCGCCUCGUGCUAGUUGGAUUAAACUCAAGUGUCUUGCGGAGGUAUUACAAAAUUAUGAUGUUUCAGAUCAGGAUGAAAUGCCGAGCCAUAUAGAGCAAGCGACCGUCGAACGUUAUUUAGAUCUUUCUGGUGGAGAGUCAAGAUUUACCCUUGCGGCUCAAGCUUUAUACGACAAAAUGCCGGAGCUCAGGGAAUGGGAGGGUUUAGCCGGCUACUUAUUACAUGAUCAUUCUUCCAACCCCAAAGGCAAGGGAACUAAUCGAGCAUUGAAGGAGAGUUUUAAACCCGAAGAGACCGAAGAGAUCAUACUGCUAGAGAUAUUAAAUGCAGUGGUCAAGCUCAAUCUGAACCAACUCGGCGAGCCAGAUAAAUCAAGAGACAAAAGCAAGAAGAGAAAUGCUAGAGCCGAAUCGGCAGAAAUCAAAGAGACAACAGCUCGUCAUUUGGCAGACAUUAUUCCAAGAUUACUCAAGAAAUUUGGAGCUCACCCGAUAACUGCCACUGCUGUAUUACGUUUGGAACAUUCUCUAAACCUUGGUGUCUUCCAAGAACUGCGACAAGACUCAACGGGAUAUGCUAAGUUACUUGACGAGAUUAGUGCUCAAUUCAGUGGCCACGCUGACAAGAAUGUCCUCACCGAAGCAAGCGCAGCAAUAUUACAUGCAAGAAGCUACGAAGAACUGGAAGAUAUCACAGAAAACAAACUCCAGACAUUAUGGGAGGACACCACGAAUAUACUUCAAAACAUCAACAAAGCUGGUGAGGUAUCUGUCAGAGGAGAUUUCACAGAUUCAAUUCUUGUAGAACUUUCAACUACUCUUGCAAAGGUGGAAAAGCUAGCAAGUAUUUCGAAUUGUGUGGAAAUUUUAGAAGCCGAAACUAAUAGCAAAACACCUUCUCCUAUCAGUAUUAUUCUUGAUGUUGUUGCAAGAGGACAACUUGAGGAGGCAAAUCCAGAUAUUGAUGCUCAAGAGGAUGAAAUCGUUAUAUCGGCUAUCCGUUCAGCCACGUUCUAUUUCAUGUGGAAAGUACACUCAUUAACAAGAUCAAUUGCAUCAGGCGAAGAAAUUUCAGAUGAUCACAUCGAUUCUCUCAAAGAUUGUCAAGACACCUUCAUACAGAAUCUUGUCACCGCUUUAUCGUCCCGCAGUACCCUUGAUCCAGUACGUCUACUUGCAACAGGUGCUCUUCUCGAUCUUCAUGUUUUAUUCGCCACUUUACGACCUCAAGCUACUGCCACUGGACGAAAAGACACUCAAAAUCAGUUCGAGCAUAUACAAUCUCUAUUUAAAGAGAUUACCCCAGAAGCUCAAACAGAAUUAACAUCUAUCUUUGACCAUGCCGAGAAACACUUUGCGAAAAAGACCAAGAGACGUCUAGAAGAGCCAGAUGAUGAUGAAGCCCCUGAAGACGAACCCGAGGACUCUGAGGAUGAGGAUGAGGAUUCCACAGAGAAUGAACGACAAAGUGAAAUACUCAAAGCGGAACAACAACUUUGUGAAUUAACAGGAAAACUUAUCUUAGCUAUACUUGCAAGAGUCAUUGAUGCGUCAGGACCUGGGAAAGGAAAGUUACGUAAACGUAUUGAGAGGAAUAGGGCAAGGUUGGGACAUAAUUUCAAGGAAGUAGUAGCAUAUCUUGAUGAACCUAAAGAAAAGGCGAAGAAGAAUAAAACAAAGGCUCAAUUAGCAGCAGCUGCUGCACAAGCAAAGAAAGAAGUUCUUAGGAUGGAAUUGGAAGAUGAAGAUGUUGACGAGGAAGAAGAAGAUGAUGAUCCAUUCGCAGAUGCAGAACCAGAAGAAGGAACCAGAGCAGAUUUAAAGAGAAGAGAAUUGAUUGAGGAUGUUAGCGGUGAUGAGGAAGGAGAAGCGGAAGCGGAAGCGGAAGCAGAAGUUGAAGAAAAUGGUGAUGUGGCCGAUGAAGAUAAGGAUGAAGAUAUGUUGGGUGAUUGAGCGAUUAAGCGAAGGAUUGAUUGAUUGAUUAAUGACUUUUUUUCCGAUUCUCCUUUUGCACUGUUGCGUUUUUUCGCGGAUAUCAUUCUCUUUCUCUCGGUCUCUGUCUACUUUAUUUUGCAGCGCUAAAAAGUUUGUCCUAUGUCGUAUGUCGAAUGUCGAAUACCAUGUGUCGCAUAUCGUUUCUUGUAUGAUAGUACCUAGUGAUAGGAUAGGCCCAAACUCAUUGCGCAUUUUUGUUUUGAUCGCUUCGAGGCGAUAUUAUAUUGCUCUGGAUAGAGGAGAGGAGGGGAGA